GGUUAGUUAUUAGCUGCAAGAUCGUAAACCUUCAGCUCCGUUUCACCUCUCCCGGCUUAAACCCGUCUCCGGCGUUUAGAUCUUCGCCGGCGGAUUGAUCUUAUGAUAUGGCGAAUUCCGAAGAAAAAGCUAAACUCGAAAGAUUCCUAGAUUGGCUUCAGGUGAAUGGAGCUGAAUUACGAGGCUGCAGCAUCAACUAUUCCGAUUCCCGAAAAGGAUUUGGCAUUUUCGCCUCCAGCUCCGCUGAUACUUGCGAUGAUGUUUUGCUUGCUGUUCCGCUUGAUUUGGCGAUUACUCCUAUGAGAGUUCUUCAGGACCCUCUCCUGGGUCCAGAGUGUCAGAAAAUGUUCGAACAAGGGCAAGUAGAUGACCGGUUUCUGAUGAUUUUGUUCCUCACCUUGGAGCGUCUUCGUAAAAAUUCUUCUUGGAAGCCGUAUCUUGAUAUGCUCCCCACUCGAUUUGGCAAUCCUCUUUGGUUUUCCGAUGAUGAGUUCCUUGAGCUGAAAGGGACAAACUUAUAUCACGCUACCGAGUUACAGAAGAAGAAGUUGCAGUCGCUUUACCAUGAGAAGGUGGAGGUCCUGGUGAAAAAGCUUCUUGUUUUGGAUGGCGAUUCCGAAAGCGAGGUCUCAUUUGAACACUUCCUCUGGGCAAAUUCUGUAUUCUGGAGUCGUGCCUUGAACAUACCUCUUCCGCAUUCUUUUGUGUUUCCACAAAACCAGGAAGAUGUUGGGGGAUGCCCAUCAACAAGUCAUCCAACUGAAACGAAUAUCGAUAUUCAGGCUCCAGUCUCUGGCCCGACGUCUGUAGGACCCGGCGAUACUGUGUGGGUUGAGGGGCUUGUUCCUGGCAUUGACUUUUGCAAUCAUGAUUUGAAGCCUGUGGCGACUUGGGAAGUUGAUGGGACCGGAUCAGUAUCUGGAGUUCCUUUCUCCAUGUACCUUCUCUCCGUUACACAAAAUCGUAUCCCAGGCAAGGAGAUUUCGAUCAGUUAUGGUAAUAAAGGUAAUGAGGAGCUUCUUUACCUGUAUGGAUUUGUGAUAGAGAACAAUCCAGAUGAUUAUCUCAUGGUACAUUAUCCUGUCGAGGCGAUUCCGAGUAUCCCUUUUUCUGACUCCAAGGGACAGCUUCUCGAAGCCCAGAAAGCUCAACUCCGGUGUCUCUUGCCAAAAUCUCUUCUGGAUCAUGGGUUUUUCCCACAAAGCACAUCAAAAGUCAGAGAAAGCGAGGAGAAGGAAACCGUCAGGUCCUGUAAUUUCAGUUGGUCUGGACAGCGAAAGAUGCCCUCGUAUAUGAAAAAAUUAGUUUUCCCAGAAGAUUUUAUGACUGGCUUGAGGACCAUUGCCAUGCAAGAAGAUGAGAUUUACAAGGUCUCAGCUAUGCUUGAAGAGCUUGUAGAGUCAAGACCAGACGAGCAACCUCGUGAAACUGAGGUCAGGAUGGCGGUAUGGGAAGCAUGUGGGGAUUCUGGGGCUUUGCAGUUACUUGUGGAUCUGCUUAAUGCAAAGAUGAUGAAGCUGGAAGAGAAUUCCGGCAGUGAAGAAGGAGAUGCUUGGCUCCUUGAGGAGGCAUGCGUCUUGGAGAACCAUGAUGAACAGCCAAGGGAGCUGGAGAGUGGGAAAAGGAUGAUGAGCAGAAACAAGUGGUCAAGUGUGGUUUACCGUAGAGGGCAGAAACAACUCACAAGACUGUUGCUGAAGGAAGCAGAGCAUGCCCUUCACUUAGCCCUCUCCUCUGACCAUUGAUUAUUAUUAGUACAUCUUAAUAUUAUUAAUAUAAUAAAAGGUUGUACUGUUUGCGACUAUCUCAUUCUAUACAAGAAGAAAUAUAGUUCUUUUUGUAAUCCGGAUAUACACGAUAGCAAAUGUUAGUGACUAUCUCAUUGUUACAUAAAAAGAACUAUUUAUUUA
Molecule: messenger RNA, 1910 nt
Organism: Eutrema salsugineum
Lineage: Eukaryota; Viridiplantae; Streptophyta; Magnoliopsida; Brassicales; Brassicaceae
Product: ribosomal lysine N-methyltransferase set10
Exons: 16
Coding region: 108-1745 (545 amino acids)
Biological process (GO): peptidyl-lysine monomethylation
Molecular function (GO): protein-lysine N-methyltransferase activity
Source: RefSeq, a predicted model, not a curated record